GAGCGUAAACCCCACCCAUUGACGAAGGGAAAGACAGACAGACAGACAGACAGAGAGAAAGAAGGAAGGGAGAACGCGAGGUAGAGAGAACUACUCGGUGACAACAAACGAGGCGGUGUGUUAUCAUACGGUAUUCAACAAGCGGACACGGAGACGAGCACAAAGGCAGGGGGCAGGCUGGUUUUUUUUUCGGCAGUCAUUCAAAAAAAUCAUCAUUAUAAUAAUAAUAAAAAAAGAAAUAAAACUAGAGUGCCAAGAUGAUCGCUUUAUUUAACAAACUGCUGGACUGGUUCAAGGCUCUGUUUUGGAAGGAGGAGAUGGAACUGACGCUGGUGGGGCUCCAGUAUUCGGGAAAGACCACCUUUGUCAACGUGAUUGCGUCGGGGCAAUUCAGUGAGGAUAUGAUUCCAACCGUGGGAUUCAACAUGAGGAAAAUCACAAAGGGAAAUGUGACUAUCAAGCUCUGGGAUAUUGGCGGCCAGCCUCGAUUCCGGAGCAUGUGGGAGCGCUACUGCCGAGGAGUCAGCGCCAUCGUGUAUAUGGUGGAUGCAGCUGACCCGGGUAAGAUUGAAGCCUCUAAGAAUGAACUGCACAACCUGUUAGACAAACCCCAGCUGCAGGGCAUCCCUGUCCUAGUUCUUGGGAACAAGCGAGACCUGCCUGGUGCCUUGGAUGAAAAGGAGCUCAUCGAGCGAAUGAACCUGUCUGCGAUCCAGGAUCGGGAAAUCUGCUGUUAUUCCAUCUCCUGCAAGGAAAAGGACAACAUUGAUAUCACACUACAGUGGCUCAUUCAGCACUCUAGGACCCGGAGGAGCUGAGGCCUGGACAUCUCGGACCUGCCAUAUUCUACCCUGACCUCUCGCCAUCAUUCUUAAAUAUCCCCAUGUCCCCCUGAGGUCAACAAGCCUGUUUUUUUGUUCUUGUAAAGAGGGUUUACGCCUUCAUUUGCACUGUUUAUUAUAAUGAUUAGUAUUAUUAUGAUUAAUAUUAUUAUUAUAAAAUAUUUACGAUUUUAUUUUUGAGCAUUAAUUGUGAGGCUAAUUUUUAAUUCCAAACCUGAUGGUGUUAAUGAUAUUACUGGAGCUGUCAUCUAAUCUAAAUCGUGCAGAAUAGGCCAUGCCAUGACAUUUUCGCCCAUGUCUUUGGAGAAGUGGUGUAACCUGCCUGUGUUGGAGAAGCAUGCUCCGUGUAGCUGCUUCAUACGUGCAUUUCAAGGGCUGUUUCUUAUUUAUUAUUUUCCAAACUGUCACUGGCAUCUCUUGAUGUCCCUACAGUGACGUAAGGACCAGGGAGGAGAAAUCCGGAUCAUUAUUUUCCUAUCCUGGUUGAUUUUAAUACAUUUUAAUGCAGAGCGAAAGAUUAAUAUAUUAGUCAGUGUGUUCUGUCCGAUUCAAAAGUAUACAUUCCAGGGGCUUGAGGUCUGAGUGUCGCUCGUAAAAGGAAUUUAUCAGAGUGCCAGUAAUGGAAAGAAUCCAGGAUUCUCCAUUGAAGCAUAUCAACUCUGAAUUGUAUUCCUGGAACAGUAGUUUGUAAAAUAUCUGUUGCCCCUUUCUCUUUCCUAUGUGGAGAUCAAACAGCCUGGGGGAGUAAUGUACUGUACAGUAGGAAGGAGCAAGCUGUAUAUUAAUGUAUUGAUGAACUGUGGCUCUGACGUGGGGAACGACCUGCAGUGAAACCACAGGGGAUCUGGAGUAGAGAGGCAAUUUCGUGACCCUUUGUGGCACAGGAGUCUAUCCAAGGAAAGGGAUGAUAUACCUCCUAGGAAAGGGUUCUUGUUGAGUCACCUUGAGUGAGCUUGCGGGUUCUUGCAUUUCACACUACAACUGCAGGAUUGCUGAAGAUAUCUCUGAAUAUCUUGACAUGGCUUUUUGAUUUCUUAAAUCUGUUUUGAAAAGCUUGAAAUGUGGCUGGGAUCAUCAGGGCAUGCUCCUCCAACUCACUACAGCCCUGAAAUCUGAACCACCCUCUUGCGAGGUACAAAAGAAAAUGAACUUGUUUAAUUAAAUAAACAUGGGAAGGGUGCACCCGCUUUGUUUAUUCUUUUCGUCGUAAUUCUCUGCGUAAUAUUUUGAACACCAACCUUGUUAGUUUGGUGAGCCUUUUACUGAAGAAUAAUCCUUCUCUCAAAUAGGCCAUUGCUGCCAUCUACCCUGUUGUAGCAGCUUAAAGAUCCUGCACAGAAGAAAGCUGUCGUCUGUGCAGGACUGCCCUUAUCAAACCUGGAGUGCUCCUGGUCUAACUGUUAACUGAAACAAUACUGGCCAGUACUUGCUGUAGUCUUGCACCAGCUGUUUAUGUAUUGCAUGCACAGCUACAUACGUGUUUUAUCAAACACUCCAUUUCUUAAUGCUUAUGAACUGAGCUUGUAUUUUAAUCCCCAGGACAGCCUCUGUACUAGCUUUGUGUGGAAUAACGUUAUCGGUCCCGUUCACUGCUAUGAGACUGGUGAUGUCUGGUCCAGAUCGGAGGUCUUUCAGGAUCUUAAGACUGCACUAAAUUAAAAUAUCAAACUACUGAGCUCUCAAAGCAAACCAAGGUUUAAACUUGUAACAAAUGCAGACCGUCAUUGCAUUUUAAUCUUAGAGCAGGUAUUCUUAGAACAGCUUCAGAGAAGUACCGAAUAAAAGCUGUCGGAGAAGGAUGCUUGUGGCCCUCAGCAGUUUUAGCAGCGUAACAUAACUGAAAUGAUCUUCUGUAAUGCUUUCCAUUUAUUUUCCGCGAGUGUGGUGGAGCAGAAUUCAAAUUGAACCUGUCUUACAUCGUUCCAGAACCAGCAAAGAACUAUCUGAUCUCGUUCCGUUACUUCAUUCAUCUCCAAACCAAAAACCACCUCAGAUUACUUUUCUAACAGUGAGUCACAUGGCCUUUCUAUCACUGUCACCUUCAUGUUUCAGUUGUUACACUGCUUAAAAAUGUUGUGUUUUUGUAUGUACUUUCCCAUUACGUGUGGUACUGAAGCCAACAUUUGGGUCUAUGUUGUAGCUUCUAAGUAAGUGAGAGCAACGACAAAUUCAUGAGAACCACCACCGUUUGCCAGCUCCUGAUUUUAUUUAAGAACUCGGGACAGUCAAAGCCUGUAAGAAACACUGUCUCUCUUUUAUCUGUUGCCUUUGUUUGUUUCUCUCUUCUUGUUUUGCAUGUGUAUCAUAUUUAAAAGCAUCUUUAUUAAAAACUUGCAAAACAAACAACAACAAAAAUAUGGUCAAAUCUUAUUUUGCUAGGUACUGAAUAACAGUAUGUUAUGGUAAAUAAUAUGUAUAUGUGUUUUUUUUUUAUGUUAAUAAAUAAAUUGUGUUUUUGAUGGA
Molecule: messenger RNA, 3305 nt
Organism: Polyodon spathula (Mississippi paddlefish)
Lineage: Eukaryota; Metazoa; Chordata; Actinopteri; Acipenseriformes; Polyodontidae
Product: ADP-ribosylation factor-like protein 8A
Exons: 7
Coding region: 258-818 (186 amino acids)
Biological process (GO): anterograde axonal transport; protein transport
Cellular component (GO): lysosomal membrane
Molecular function (GO): GTP binding; GTPase activity
Source: RefSeq, a predicted model, not a curated record